GUCCUUUCAGUUCUCAGGUUGAAGCGGUUUUGAUUCACUCUUCCUCCCCGCGUCUCACUGCGUCCUACCUCAGUCCUGUAGCACGAGGAUUUUUUUUUUUAAACACCACAACUACUUUUUUUUUUAAAGUUAUUUUUCUUAGUAAAAAUGGCCGAUACAGCUGUAGACACGACCACCGCCACAGAGAUUACCGCAAAGGAUCUGAAGGAGAAGAAAGAAGUUGUGGAGGAGGCUCAGGAGGACAAGAAGGAGAACGGCAACGGAGACGCACCUGCUAAUGGCACGGCGACUAACGGUGCGUCUCACGAAGAAACCGACAAAGAGGACAAAGCAGCCGAAGAGCCUGCAGAGGGGGAGGGUGAGGAGGAGAAGGCUGCUGAAGAGGAAGCAGAUGGGCAGGCAGUGAAACGUCCUGCAGAGGAGGAGGAGUCGGUCGAAACAAAGAAACAGAAGACGGAGGAGAACGGCGAAUCCACAGAAGCCGAGGCUGAAGCGACGGCCUAGAGCGUUUCCUCUGUUUUUUGGUCAAUCUGACCUAGUAGAGUUUGUGCUUCUGUGUAUAUUUUCAUUCUGUUAUCGCCCCGCCCUCACGAGAGAUUCGAUCACACUGAAGCCUGUAACAUCAUGACCCCCUUUUCUCCCCUCCCCCCUUUUCCCCCCCCACUUUUGUAUGAUGUUAUUUAUUGGUGUAGGAACAACAUGUUAGGGUUCUGUUAUUAAAAAAAAAAAUCUAAGAGAAUUUUUUUAUGCACAAGUUUCAUGUGCAAGCACAUAUUCUACUGCGUUUUUUUGACCAGCAGACGCUCACCCGUAAAAACGUACAAGCCGUGACGUAUAUAACGUACCUUUUUUUUUUUUCUUCCUCCCCUUCAUGUUCUGAUGUUUAUAUGGGUGAUCAUAUAAUUCAGAUUCACUUAAGACCAAAGAUAAAAGUUUUAAGCAGGGGCUAAUGGACAACAUUUUGAUCCUGGCUGUUUUCUGCUGCUAGUAGUUAAUCCCUUGCUUCAGCUUAUCUGUUAACACAACAGAUGGCGUCCAUGAAUGGGUCUCCUUAGUGCACGAGAGAAGAAAAGAUAACUUUGUCCUUUCCUGGCUAGCUUAUGUUAAUUAACCCCUCUUAAACCUUAAGGUUUUUGGUCUUUUGUUUCAUAUGCAUUCCAAAAGGUUUGUACCUUUCUUUUUUUUUACGUCCUUAUGUACAGUUUGGGUUUUUGUUUCCCUUUUUUUUUUUUUUUUUUUUCUUUUUCCGUGUGGGCAGUGCAGGAUGGGAAACGGUCAACAUGCUGGCACUGAUGUUUUGUGUUUUGGUUGCUUUUGACCACUGCUUUGUAUAUUCUGGUUCAGGCGUAUAAAUAAAAUCACUCGUCUUUUUAAA
Messenger RNA from Pangasianodon hypophthalmus (striped catfish), 1375 nucleotides. Its product is annotated as prothymosin alpha. The transcript has 5 exons. Gene Ontology annotation, biological process: positive regulation of transcription by RNA polymerase II; negative regulation of apoptotic process. Gene Ontology annotation, cellular component: nucleus. NCBI's taxonomy places the organism in Eukaryota, Metazoa, Chordata, Actinopteri, Siluriformes, Pangasiidae. Bases 148 to 504 code for a protein of 118 amino acids. Gene Ontology annotation, molecular function: histone binding. The record is from RefSeq and is a predicted model, not a curated record.